Molecule: messenger RNA, 2184 nt
Organism: Zasmidium cellare ATCC 36951
Lineage: Eukaryota; Fungi; Ascomycota; Dothideomycetes; Mycosphaerellales; Mycosphaerellaceae
Exons: 3
Coding region: 1-2184 (727 amino acids)
Source: RefSeq, a predicted model, not a curated record
AUGGUAUCUAAACAUCUCCACGACCACAACGAGCACCGCGUUUCAAAACGACGACAAUUGAGUGGACACCGCAAGACCAAACGGCUCGCGCAGGCCGCGAAAGAACGCGAACCCCAGCCCAUCCACCGUCUCCCGUCUCCGCCGAGCGAUCAACCAGUGCAUAAUUUCAAGAGGAAGUCACCCUUCGAAAACGAGCAUUCCACUCGAGAAGGAUCGCUACAGAAGAAGAAUCGCAGAUUUGGCUGUUUCGACUCGUUAGACAAGAGCGGAGUCGACGAGGACAACCAAUACGGUGGAGAAAUUCGCUGGGAGGAUUACUUCAGUGACUGGCCGCCAGCUGUAGUAGAGCAAACUAUGAGCACGCGGGAGCCUCGAGCAGCCAAGCGCUCUCACACGCCUUCACGAUCGGCCAGUGAUAGCCAACGUGUUCGAGAUGGAGAUUCUCCAGCCGCGUGGACGAGGAAACAUGAGGAGAAGAUGGAGGAAGCAGGACUAUUCAUGACAGCGGAUCGAACUCAGGCCGCUAUCACAGAAGAGUGCCAAAAGCUGUGUGAAAAAUUGCUUCAGGCUGAAUACGCCAUGCCAGCAGACGCACCUUACAGACAAGACCGUCUAGCAAAGGUGCUAAGACGAUUUCGCAACGAAGCACGAGUGGUACGCGAUGUGACGCCAAUCGUGGUUCCGUCCCCUGAACUGCUACAUAUUGAUGGGCAUGCCGAGCUGGACGAUGUGUGCGAAGCGAUGAAUGCGGAAUGGACGCAAUCCGACACCUUGUGUGGCCCGAGACCCAAACCAGAUUUCGUAACCGGCUUAUCGGCUGCUGCUUUCACAAAGGAGGAGAGAGAAAAGCUCCAGAUGAGUCACACGAGUGCAUGCCCCAACCUGUUCCCGGAGAACAUCGAUCGUCCAAUCGAGGAGGCGGAACGGCAGGCCAUGCACAGCGCCAGCAUCGCGACUCGAGCCGUGGUAGAACUGUUCCGGAAGAUUUCUGCAACGGCUGAAGUCCACGAGAAGAUUCUCGCGUUCUCUGUCGCCCACAAUCAUUCGAUGGUGAUGAUCUUUGCCCACUUCGCGACCGUUAACGACCAGCAGACAUCCUUUUUCCGCCGCUUGCUACAUCUUCACCGCUUCGCAGAGGAUCUCGAAUCUACGGCCUGGACCAAGUCGUAUCAGAUCAUUCGAGCUAUCUACGAACACUUCGUUCCUCGACAUCUCGCCCGAAUCCAGGGAGCGCUCUCGAGAAUGCGAAGCCCAUCACUUGCAUCGUUCGCAACGCAGCUCGGCAUCGACGAGGACUCCCAAGCAUCGACACCUGAUCAGUCGUCGUCGCAAGAGGACGGGCGAUUCAAGAAGCCUUUGCUUCCUUCGAUGACGAAACUGCAAGAGGAGAAUGAUAAGCUGCGUGACAGGCUUUUGGAGCUGCUGCGGGAACAGCAAGCCGAAGCCAUCAGGCAGAGGCAAGAACAGCAUGAGACAAAGGCGAUGAUGGAGGAACAGCUGGCCCAACAGAAGACGAUGAUGGAGAAACAGCUGGCCCAGCAGGAGGAGGAGUCUCGCGAGCAGAAGACGAUGAUGGAAAAACAGCUGGCCCAGCACAGGGAGGAGUCUCGCGAGCAGAAGACAAUGAUGGAGACACAGCUGGCCGAACAAAACGAACGCUCACAUGAGCAGAAGAUCAUGAUGGAAGACCAGCUAAAGCGGCAGAGGGAGCAGAUGGAGAAGCAUGUACAGUCUCGUGCACGAAGGACUCGAGGAAAGAUUGAUGAAUUCGAGACUAUGUCGCCAGGCUUGAACAUCUACAGUAUUUGGGAAGGUGUCUCGACCACAAUCUGUACGGAAUUACUUCAAUGCCGGCGGAGAGUGGUCUUUGCCAAGGAGGCAUCCAGUUCCGGAUGCCUCCUUGGUGCUCGCAUGCCGCGGGACUUGAAGGUUACGUCAUCCGACUCUCCCCUUGGAUCCGAUUCCGAGAGACCAUGCCAAGGAGACACCCAGUUUUCGAUGCCUCCUUGGCACUCACAUGUUGCAGGAGGUGGAAGUGACGAACGAAGAAAAAUAUUGUCUCGUAAUUUGGUCCUCUGGUCGCCUCGUCAUCACUACUACUCCUCGCUGUCUGCGACCUUCACGACCUAUCACGCACUCUCUGCACCUCACGCCACCAGCAUCUACGCCAUGAGACUAGUCUAA